Messenger RNA from Podospora pseudocomata, 717 nucleotides. RefSeq lists its product as uncharacterized. Gene Ontology annotation, cellular component: membrane. NCBI's taxonomy places the organism in Eukaryota, Fungi, Ascomycota, Sordariomycetes, Sordariales, Podosporaceae. Bases 1 to 717 code for a protein of 238 amino acids. Gene Ontology annotation, biological process: transmembrane transport. Gene Ontology annotation, molecular function: transmembrane transporter activity. The record is from RefSeq and is a predicted model, not a curated record. The transcript is spliced from 2 exons.
AUGAGCGGUGUAGCAACUAUCACGACGGUCGCCUUUGCAGUCGUGAGCCAUUGGUUCAAGGAGAAGGCCGGCCUCGCCACGGGGUGCGUGACCGUCAGUGCAGCAUUGGGCGGAAUGUUCUUCUCACUUGUGCUCCAGAGUCUGUUUGACUGGCUGCAAUGGAGGGAUGCAGCCUUGAUCUUGACUCUCAUCCUGGCCAUGUUUGUCACGUUGGGCAAUCUGCUCGUUGAGACCAACCUACCGCCGCAAUCUAAGACGCAGGGAGAGCAAAGGACGGCAGGAGAAACGGAGAUCUCCCGGAAGGCAUGCGGCACAUGGCAGUCGAUACUGGGGAUCAUCCAAAACCCCAAAUUUUGGCUCAUUACUUAUGCCAUAUUCGCAUACGAACUCGUCCUCUUCAUCCAAUGGGGGUCGAUCCCCUCUUACGCCGUGGCGACCAACUUUGGGGAGAAGCAGUUCUACCUCAUGAUGUCGUACAACAUUGGCGCUGCUUUUGGGAGAAUCUUGCCACCGUUUGUGUCCGAUAGGUUGCUUGGUCCGCUGAACACAACCAUAGCCAUGAAUAUUUUCACAUUGACAGCGGUACUUGCCAUCUGGCUGCCGGCGGGAGCGAGUUCCAUCGACAUGCUCUAUCUGGUGGUUGUUCUUAUGGGCAUCGGCACAGGAAGCUUUGUGCCUCUAGGCGGUAGGAUUUCAAGAAACAUAUCCCUGGCUUGA